AUGGUCUACUCUCGCCUCCAAGAAUACCAGGUCGUUGGCCGUCUGUUGCCCACCGAGGCCAACCCCACCCCCAAGCUCUACCGCAUGCGCGUCUUCGCUCCCAACGAGGUCGUCGCCAAGAGCAGAUUCUGGUACUUCUUGUCUCAGCUGAGAAAGGUCAAGAAGGCAAACGGCGAGAUCGUCACCCUCAACCAGAUUCAUGAGAAGCGCCCCCAGAAGGUCAAGAACUUCGGUAUCUGGAUCCGUUACGACUCUCGCUCUGGUACCCACAACAUGUACAAGGAGUACCGCGAGAUGUCUCGCUGCGAGGCCGUCGAUGCCCUCUACCAGGACAUGGCCGCCCGCCACCGUGCCCGCUUCCGAUCGAUCCACAUCAUCAAGGUCGUCGAGGUCGAGAAGGCCGAGGACAUCCGCCGCCCCUACAUCAAGCAGCUCCUUACCAAGAACCUCAAGUUCCCCCUUCCCCACCGCAUCCCCAAGACCGCUGGCAAGAAGAUCUUCGCUGCCCACCGCCCUGCCACCUUCUUCUAA
This is a messenger RNA of Aureobasidium namibiae CBS 147.97, 531 nucleotides long. RefSeq names its product 60S ribosomal protein L18ae. Gene Ontology annotation, cellular component: cytosolic large ribosomal subunit; ribosome. NCBI's taxonomy places the organism in Eukaryota, Fungi, Ascomycota, Dothideomycetes, Dothideales, Saccotheciaceae. Bases 1 to 531 code for a protein of 176 amino acids. The record is from RefSeq and is a predicted model, not a curated record. The transcript has 4 exons. Gene Ontology annotation, molecular function: structural constituent of ribosome. Gene Ontology annotation, biological process: translation.